Messenger RNA from Cladocopium goreaui, 2586 nucleotides. The record is from the annotation of a GenBank genome assembly. NCBI's taxonomy places the organism in Eukaryota, Dinophyceae, Suessiales, Symbiodiniaceae.
AUGUCCCCACUUCGACACUUCCUCUGCUUGGCUUUGGUUUGUGGAGCACGUGCUGCGAAAAGAGGGAAAUACACGCCAGCGAUGCCUGAGGAGCGCACCAUGAAUGGCAAAGAUGUGCGCCAAGCCACAAAGCUCUUAGAGACCAUGUGCCCUUUCCCUUCCGAGACUAUGGCCCAAACUGUGCCCUGUUCUUGGCAGUUCGCUGGGGCCCUAGCGCGGGCCACGAGCUUGCAUCAGAGCUGCGCCUUUGUGCACCUUCUCAUCAUGUUGUCACUGGUCCUGAACGCCGUUCAAGUCCGUUUUGGAGGCAUCUUAGGAAAGUUCCCCAACAUCCUGAUGCUUCAGCAUGGUGAACCUGGGGAUGGCAAAUCCAUUGCCCUGUGGCUGGUCCUUCAAGUUUUGUACUACUUCGACACCAUCAAAAGCAAGCAUGAUGCUGCCAGGCAUCGCAUCGACUCGCGCCGCUAUGAAGAAGCAAAGCGAGCUUACGAAGGAGCGCUUGCAAUCAAUGACCCUGAAGCUGAAGAGCCAGUCCCACCAACCAAGCCAGAAAAACGAGAUUCUGUGCAGAACAAAGGAACUUUCUAUGGAUUGGGAUGCCUCCUCGAGAAGCAAGGUGGGCGUGCAUUCCUGGCCUUGCAUGAAGGCAAGUCUUGGCUUUCUGAAGCGUUCGAACAUGCCAAAGGCGGAGGCUUGGAGGAUUUGAACCAAAUUCUCGACCACGACAUCUACAAGAACAACCCCGCCACAGGACAGUCUCGCUUUCAUGUGCGAAACCCGCAUGUUGUGGGCGCUGUCCUGAUGCACCUCGAAGAGUUGCUGGACAUUGGGAAGAAAGGCGACAGCGUUGCGGGACUCCCACGCUUCUUGAUCGGUCAUUUCUUAUCAGUCUGCAGCAAGGUCUGCCCAGAGAACUUGUCUGCCCAGGAAAUGCAAAACUUGCUCCUCGAAGACCCCAAUUAUUUCAAUGACCUUUCUUAUGAUGAGAUUGUCAAGGCUGCAACCAACUUGCUCUUGCUUGCUGAUGCGGCUUUUCCUUAUCAGCGUCGGAGAGACGAUGAAGUAGGGCCUGCCGCAAGCAGGUACUCCGAGAUCCGAGGAAUUCACACCAUGGAGUUUGCAGAGGGCGUUGUUAGCAGUUUCCAACAAGACUUCAAUGAGAUGGUGGAUGAUUACCGUAAGGCCAAGAAAGCAGGCGAUGCCAAGGCAGCACUUCUCAGCAAAGACAAGACCAGGCCCCUUCAGUUCAUCCCAGGCAUCCACAUCUUUGAGCAAGGCUUGCUCCACCUCUUGUCCUUGGCAAGCGUCCCCGCUGAUCAAUGGCAGAACCUUUCCCCAGAAGACAUGGUGCGGAAAGUGGCCGCGGUAAAUCCAGAUGUUUUCUUCAGUGAUUUUCUGCCAAGCUCCGUGCCUCCAUGUGCUACCCAGCAAUCCGUUGAUGCAGCAUUCUCUCUUUCCAGGUGGUUCCAAUCCGUCUACCACUUCAGCACGAACGCUGCUCAAAAGCUGGACGAAUUUCGAAAAGACCGUCUUAUUAAGACGGACUUGCCGCAGCCGAGCGCCCAAGCAUUUGCUGAGAAGCUGCAAAAGGCGGCUGCUGCCACAUUGAUUGACCCCGGCAACACCUUUCUGACCAUGGACAGGGUUACCUACAAACGCUUUGUCUUCGAUGCCAGCAACACGGAUGCCGAAGUCUAUGCCAAGCACUGCGACCUCAUCCUUCUCGCCCUGAUUGGCUUCAUUGCCAUCGGCCAUGGAAACUGGGCAAAGGUAAAGUACGCAGAAGAUGAUCCCAACUUCAUGUUGGCGGCCAACCGGCUGCAACUGUUCUCCCCAGAAGUCUCUUUUCAGGAGUUGCGCGCUGCCGUUCCUUUCAAUGAAGGGCCCCUUCCCAACCUUGACCAGGACAAUGCAGACACUGUGUGUCAAGCAUUGGUCAAACUUCUGAAAGGCUUCCCGAUUGCCAUUGACAAGCUGCCUGACAUUCAGGCUCUUGCUGUGCACGCCGACAUUCCGCCUUCGCAACCUGAUCCUGGUGCAUCACAAGCUGUCGCAGCUUCUCCGCACAAGAAGCCGGAAGAACAGCAUGUGUUGACACAGGUUGCUCUUGGAAAUCCUGAGGCCAGUGAUGAUGAGCCGCCGGCGAAGCGGCUGAAAGACGAACCUCUCCAAGUCGCUGACCUGCGCAAUCACAAAGACACGAUGACGAAGAUGCUGGCUUGGAUCCUCAAGCAGAAGAACCAUUCUAUGCCGCAAUGGCGCUUGAAUGAAAAAGUGCGAGAGGUUCAUCCAACAACAGAAAAAUCUUAUGUGCUGGCUGCCAAAGUCACAAAGCUUUUGAUUUCAGCUACGCUAGCUGUGCCGACGCCAAACAAAACCAACAGCUUUGACCUUGUGAAGGUUCCUCAGGAAGAUCGCGAUUCCAUCGUCAUUGAGUUGGAGAAGGUUGGCAUCUUGAAGCCUGGAGACAAGCAGAAGGUCACAGUGCAGUUGGGAAAAAGAGACACCGCAGCAGUUUUUGAAGAGUGUAAGUUCCAGGGGUGCAUGGCAUUGUGUGCUGAAGGCUUCAAAGGACACGCAGAGUGA